AUGUCCUGCAGGUAAGGAGAGAAAUACACAAAAUAAGGCCGAGUUUAGAAGGCUGGGGGUGUUACUAAGAAGAAUGUUGAUAUUUUAAGGGGGGGUUCGCACCUCACCGUACCGGCAGAUUUGGCUUUAGUUUGCUCGUGAGUGUUUGUUGUUUUGGCUGCUAUUGACACAUUUUAUGAGUUUCUGCAUAUGUUUUGUAUUGUUCAUGUAGCAGUUGAUUUUUCAUAAUUAAAAAUCACAUGCAUAUAUAUCACCUAUUAUCCUUUAUGCAUGAGACUUCUGCAUCUAAAAGCAUAACAUAUGUUGAAAUCCUGUUAUUUUUGGCUGAUAUGUUGCAUGUGUGAUUUCUCUCUAUUUUUCAUGACCUCCCUUUCGAGGUAAAUUCCUUGAAGGAUCACAUUUUUAGUCUGAGUGUGUAUUAUUCAAAGCAGAUUACUGCUACUAAACCUAACCCUCUCUUUUUUUUUUAAAGAGAAAUGCAAUUUUUCACUCAACAGAUGGUUUGCAUGAUUCAUGACUUUGUGCUUGUGUUCAGGACUGUGUGCUGUAACCGCUGGUCAUCUGAAGAGAGGUUAGAUGGGAAAACAGUCAUCAUCACUGGUGCUAACACUGGUAUUGGCAAAGAGACCGCCAGGGACUUGGCAAGAAGAGGUACAGCUCUGUCUAGCUCUUUGUGUGUAUGUGUGUGUCCACCACCUGCAUCAGUCCAUUUCUGGCUAAGUCACAGUGAUUUGUGUUUCCCCUCAUUCGUUUCAUUUUCACUCACUUUCCCACUGUGACUUAUACAUUCCUCUGUUUUUUCUCGAGUUAAGCACCUCUAAUACGUGGGUGGUUUAAAGCCAUAAAGCAUGAUCUUUAAGUGCGCCUCAAAUAUCCACCACCUGUUUACUCCGUCACUGUGCUUGUAUGUUUAAUUCAAAUGUCUCUAUGAGAAGUGUUUUCCUGACCUCUGCAUACCUUAACCCCUAACAUAACAUUUCAAGACUGUGACAAAUGGUGGAUGUUAAACAGAAAAGAGGGCUGUGUUAACUGAAAUGAGCGUCCUGUUUAACACUUCACCAGUUCAAGUGAUGGAAGACAGAUGAGGCAUCAAGGGGACAGAGGGAGCAUUGUGAGGGUCCGCUCCCCUCCUGAGCCAGACAGGAAACAAAGAGAGAUGGGAGGGUGCACCCAGACAGACGCGCACACAAGCACAAGCACAAGCACAGCAGUGAAUAAUUUGCAAACUGGUUCUGCAGACUUUAUUUAGUUUGCUAAUUUGUCAGCACUUUUUUUUCCGCACUAUUGCAUGUGCAUUGUGUUUAUUUCACGCAAGCACGCACAAAAAUUAGCCUUCAUUUUGCCAAUAAGAGGGCAACAGCCAAUCACUUUCUUUGUCUAUUAAUUUAAGAUAACUUAAUUAAAAUGAAUGAAGAGAGCCACUGUGAGAAAUAAAAAAUAGACAGGACUCAAAUACUCAUCUCACACAGAGAGCGCUGUAGUCCUUUCUCCUUGGGAAUCCUCUGUCAUAGCACUGUAUCAUGCCCCGGCUAAUUGGAUUGUGCAAUAACAUGAUGACAUAAUGAUUAGAUUCGGUAGGGUUCAUAACAGGAGGUGUGUCCUCGGGCAUCAGAUCAAGGAAAACUAAUUGAAUCUCAGCCUUUGUAAUCAUUUUUGUUUGAUUAUUUUGGCUGAAUUCAACAUGUUGAGGGAGUGGAGUGGCACAUUACUCAUCCACGUCAAAUGGCAAAAGUCAGUGUUUGAAAGGGAAAAUGAGAAAGCGCUGUCAUAUUUACAUUCAGAUCGACUGAAUGUACGAAACAGGAAUUAGCAUUUGCAUCUUGCACAUAUCUGCAUACUGACAUUAUUUAUGCAUGCAGAACAUUGUGUACUCAUCUCCCCAUUAUCUUAAACUUCACACAGUGUAACCCUCACUUAUCAAGACUUAUUUAUUUUUUUGUUAAUAGGAUGAACUUGACUAACAAGUAAACGUGGGAACAAUUGGCUUCUCCCAUAUGGGAACAGCAGGGGUGAAACAAAGACUCUGAUGGGAUACAGAUGCUUCGCUCCAACUGAUUAAUGGCUCUCCUCUUCCAUAAUUGCCGGGCAAAGCAGCUACUUUGUGUGUGAGUGGAGUGUGUGUGUGUGUGUGUGUGUGUGUGUGUGUGUGUGUCAGGGUUGGAGGAGUUGUGUUUCUUUAUAGUUUUUGUUUGUGUGGGCACGCAUGUUUAGUUAGUGUGUGUGUGUGUGUGUGUGUGUGUGUGUGUGUGUGUGUGUGUGUGUGUGUGUGUGUGUGUAGCUGUCCAAGCCCCCUUUUCUAGGCUCAUUAUAGAGAAUGCAGCGUAAAUUGCGUCAGAGGCGAAUGAGAAUGACACAGUUGAGAGGGUCCUGUGUUCAUGCGAGCGCAGCGGUUGGUUAAAUGAGUGAGAGUUAAGAAUGCAUGCGCACCCCACACACAUACGCACACGCAAAUUAGUGGCAUAAGUGGCGUUUUAUACCCGCAAAAGAGCAAAGCUUUUGUAGUAAUGAGUUUAGAAACUUUCCAGUGUUUUGCACCAGCUAAGUGUAGAGUAUUUGCUUCAGUAUGUUGCGGGAAAAAAUGGCUCUGUCCUGUGGUUUCUCAUGAAAUGUGGGGGAUUUACUCGCAGUGAAUAAAACUGAACAGAAAAGGUCAAAAGUUCUCAUCGAAGUGCUCCAUGUACUCAUAAAUUUUCAGUUUUACUGUGCUGCAAGCCACUCGAGUUUGAUGGGAAACUGAAAAUAUAAUAGUAUCAUCACUCUCUCUGACCUUUUGGCCUUUUGUUUUCGAAGGUGCACGCAUCAUCAUGGCGUGCAGGGACCUUGAGAGGGCAGAGGAAGCGCGGACAGAUAUUUUGGAGGACACAGGAAAUGAGAAUUUGGUCAUCAGGAAACUGGAUUUAUCCGACACAAAGUCUAUCAGAGCGUUUGCUGAUCACAUCAACAAAGGUAGCAUACUAAUCAUUAGUUAAACAAGACAUUUAGUGCUUAUUUAAUCAUUUACAUUUCUUAGUAUUACCAUUUUGUUCUUAUCUGUUUGUUGCUAAUGUUUCAGAGGAGAGACAAGUCAACAUCUUGAUCAACAAUGCGGGCAUCAUGAUGUGCCCGUACUCCAAGACAGCUGAUGGGUUUGAAAUGCAGCUGGGGGUCAAUCACUUGGGUAAGUCAUGCUGCGUGUUUUCCAUGGACUAUAUAAUACAUGGGUUAGUAUUAGGGCCCGACCGAUUUAUCGGGGCGGUUGAAUCGGCCAGUUUUAGCCCGUUUGAGACUUAUUGGUAAUCGGCCAAAACUCGCCGAUUUUCAAAGAUAUUUUUAGAAAUAAAAUGCGGAGAAAAAGAUUAGGUUUCACUUCGAAAAUGUUCCGCCAUUUGAAAAGUUCCCUGACUUAUCCUGUAGAUGGCGCAGCGACCUCAUGACAAUCUUGAUCCACUAACUACCUCACAGCACAGCAGAGUGACGGAUCUGAGGUAGGCAGCUCAGCACACAGAGGAGAGUGGUCCACCUCAACGGUAAAUAAACCAGUUCGUGAAAUACACAAUAAGUCGUGUUAGCCGUGCUGGUAACGGUAGAAUAAACAACAGUACACAUUACGUGAUUGAGCUACUUCUCUACUGAGGCAGCUGCAUGUCUCCAGAUGAGACCAAACUGGAAAUGUGUAACGUGAGUUAAGACGCGGAGACACCGAUCGGCAGGGGGGGCAGUUGAAAACGCUUUUCUGGUCCGAGUUUGAUCAGUCGCUCUUCCUGUUGGCGUGAAGAGCAAUAGCCUACAGUAUAUCUACAGUAUAUAGUAUAUCUACAAUAUAUAUAUAUAUAUAUAUCUACAAUAUAUAUAUACAUAUAUAUACAUAUAUCUACAAUAUAUAUAUAUAUAUAUAUAUAUAUAUAUAUAUAUAUAUAUAUAUCAUAACUUCAUAAAAAAAAUCGGCUGAUCAAUUGGUAAUCGGAUUUCUCCCCCCGAAUAAUCGGCAUCGGCCCCAAAAAAUCCAUAUGGUCGGGCCCUAGUUAGUAUUAGUGUUGGUGAUCCUACUCGUGUUUCUGAAGCUGAAUUUUGAAGCUUAUUGACUGCAGUCACCAUAUUGGAAAUACCUCUGGCCUUUAGUCUCCUUGCUAACAACUCCACAGUGUUGUCACUUUUUGGCUGGCUGCUGAUAAACUCUGCAGAGGUGAUAUGCAGAAUGAACAUCCUGUAUUAUUAGAGUUACCUCCUGGUUGACUUGUAUAGAUAGAUCAAACAUAUGUGGAAAGAGUCUGCCGGCUGUUCUUCACAUUUCUUUUAACACAGACCCCUUCCAACCUCAGCCGUCUGUACACAUUUGAUUUUGUGAGUUACAAAAUAUUGCAUCAGAUUACCCCAACAAAAAACCGCAAGACAAGUCCAGAUCAUUUCUCCGACUCAAACGUGCUCAGAGUGUAUGAUGGACAAGAAAAAGUGGUCUAUCCCACCCACCUCGACAAUUAUUCAGGUAAUCAUGAUCUGUGUUCCUGAAAUCAGAUUCUGAGGGGAGUUUUUGUCUUUAAUUUAAACAGUUGAUAUCUCUCUAAAAAGAGUUUAUUGCUCCGUAUAGAUCCCAAUUGUAUAUCCAACUGCAAAAUUCCCAGGUCUGUCCUCUCGGUGUUUCCCAGUAUUGAACAAUGGCUUCCUUCCAAAUGAUCUAUGCCUCUGUGGUAUUUUUAUCCCAGGCUGACAGAGAGAGGAACAGUCUGUGCUCCAGCAUGCUUACAACAUACAUGUGAGCAUUCAUGGAUGACAUUCCUGUACAUUUGAAAACAUCCACAUGCGUACUCAAAUUUGGCUGGAACAACAGUACAACAGGAAAGAAGGAACAAUGUAAGGAAAGUGAGGGAGUGAGGGAAGGAAAGUUUCCUUUAAGAGGUCCAAAUGUUAAUGUUAAUGUAUGGGGAGCCUUUCUAUAGUGUGUAAGUUUUAAAAGGACAGCGAUCUGGUUUUAAGAGAGUAUACUUUUAAGUACUGCAUUGUGCUGGUAUGAUGCUUUCCAAAUCAGUCAGAAUGAUAUGAAAGGAGACGGCCAAGUUAGAUCCGAGCUGGACUUAAUAUUUUAUGUGGACUAUGACAUGCAGAAGAUUUUUUACAGAUCUUGGGAAGAGAGCAAUAAGCAGUGGGGAUACAUCAAAAAGAGGACAAACGGAAAAUCCUCAGAUAUUUGGCUCUUAAAUCAAAUCAAAAGACUUCUGCCAUCAAAAUAAUUUACUGUGUUACUGAUGAAGAGUCGUACAGUAGUGUAAAAGGUUUCCAGUACGGGCUCUUAAUUGGAGCUCUACGUUCAGACCCACAAAAUCAAAACACAUGUCAUGGUCACAGAGAAGAUCGACUUUCUUUUCACCAUAUUGUGGAUCAUUAAGCAGAGGAGAAGCAGAGAAAAUUACAUGUGUCUCCUUCCCUUCCAAAGACAAAAUAUACAAAGACCAGUGCAUCAGAACAUGACAUAAUGGUUGACCUCUCCCCCUCAUGUUUUUUUCCCCACUCUAUUCAUCUGGUUGGGGGCUCCUGCGCAAGACUGAGCAUUAGUUUUUUUUCCUGCCUGUGUCACCAGGAGAGAAACACUCGCUCUGAGCUGCUGGAUCUUGAAUUCAUUUUGCAGUUCUCAUAAAAUAUGUACUCUAGAGGUAUGCGUAAGUUAAUUCCAUAUUGAUAUCAUGUGUUUCUAUCUGGCAGUCUUAAGCAGAUCAGGAUGAAUAUCUUUGCUCCGUUCAUCUGUCUUAAACUGAUCCUGCUGUCAUAAAGAGCAACUAAAUGUAAAUUAAUGCUCUAAGGAGAGGGAGUCCACAUUGUAGGACCGAGAGUAACAGUUUUUCUUCAACCUUAACUUUGUUUUGUAAAAGUAAAUAAUGACAAGAAUCUUUUUUUGUCACUGUCAAAUUUAGAGGAAUAAACAAGUCCUCAAAUUCAUGAUUUCUUCACUUGGACGGCAGAAAAGUCAGAAACUUCAGCCCUGCAAAAGCAGCAAAGGAGGGUUUCAUUUGGAGCUGCUGCUACAGCACACGCAAGAAAGACAGGCACUAUUUUUAUACAUGAGAAACACACCAGAAGUAACAGGAAUCCAGAUAGAGUCCUGUGGGUACAGUCAGCGAUGUCUCCGAGUGUCACAGGCUGUUCUUUUGAGUCUUUUUUAUUUUAAGUAGGCUGUGUGACACAUUCCCUGAGAUGCUUGUCGAAAGUUUUUUUGUAUUUCGGUUCACACCUGACUCCUCAAACUUUAGACAGCGAAUUAAACAGUCGUACUUUUCUUAGCCAGAUACAUGGUGGAUUUCUCCUUUUUGUGGCAUGGAAUGCGUGGUAGAGUAAUUCUACAUUUAGUGAACAUAUUAUGUGUGGGAAGUGGUGAUAAUGGCGUCAUAUAUAAUGCCUUAUGUUCAGAUCAGGAGAAAAUUUCCCAUCCCCCAGGAGAUUUACUAUCCAUCACAGGGUUUUGGUGUAUAUGGAAUUUGUUUUGUUAGCCUCCAACAAUUCCCUCUUCUCUGUCUCAACCCUCAGGUCAUGUCUUGUUGACUUACCUGCUGCUGGACCUCAUCAAACGCUCAGCUCCUGCCCGUAUUGUUGUUGUUGCAUCGGUGGCGCACACCUGGACCGGCCUCCGACUGGACGACCUCAAUAGCGAGGAGAGUUAUGAUACCAUGAAGGCGUACGGGCAGAGCAAACUUGCUAAUGUCCUGUUCGCGCGCUCACUUGCCAAGCGGUUACAAGGUGAGGUGAGAUGGCUGGAUAAAAAACAGAAAAAAGAAAAUUGGGAAAGUCUUGAAUAUCUUUGCUUUGAGUUUUGAUUUCAACUUCUAUUAGAGGUUCUUUUCGUGGGUAGAGAGGCAACCGUUUGUUUGUUUUUUUUGCCAAGAGACAUGAGUCAGAAAAUCAGUGUAUCAAGUUUUUUUCUUGGACAGCUUGCAAAAAUGUUCUUCUUCAUUUGGUAAGAUUAUUUUCCUGUGUGGAAAAAUUCUGCUUCCAUCUGCUUCCAUUUCUCUGGAAAUGAAGCAUGUUGUUGCCUCGAUUUCUUUUUCCUUUUUGUUCCUUUUUUUUAAUGGCAAAAACGUGAAAGAAAUCAUUUUAAUGUGAAAACUCUCAAAUCCAGUUUUCAGGGGGUGUAGCUGGCAGAAGUGAGUGGCUUUUAGCUGUGAAACAAAUGUUGUUGUUUUUGAUAUUGCAGAUACAGGCGUGAGCGUGUUCUCUCUGCACCCUGGGGUGGUGCAGUCUGACCUGUGGAGGCACCAGCACCAGUGUAUCCAGGUGGCGGUGAAGAUCUUCAGGAUUUUCACAAAGACGACAGUGGAGGGAGCACAGACCACCAUCUACUGCGCCGUGGAACCACGUCUGGAAAGCCUGAGCGGAGGGUACUUCAGGUACACACCCACAGUAUUUCAUUGUCGGUUAUAUAAGCGCUCUGAAAAAGCAGAUUUCCCACUGAGGAGCAUAAUAACCUGCUGACUAACAAAAGGGGAACAGUACUGCAUGAGGCUGUGAUUGAACACUUUGAUUCUUAUUUAAGACUCACACACAAAUGCAUCACACAGUGUUUAAUGGUCACCUUUUGUCUGUGUUCUUGCUCAGUGACUGUGCUCCUGCGGCGUGUUCAAGGGCUGCUUCUGAUGACGACUUGGCCCAAAAACUGUGGGACAUCAGCUGCAACAUGCUCGGCAUCACCUGGCAAUGAAAACAGGCGAAAGGACCUACUUUUAUAGAGGCAUUCAGUGUGUUAAUAUAAAACUAUAUUUUGUCUCAAGAGUACAGUCCACUUCAAAUGUAACUGGAUCCUAAUCAAGAGCUGCUUAAUUUUAUAAAACAUCAAAAAUGAAUAGGUUAUUAUAUAUGUACCAAACAAGAUUGCAUAGUGUUUUACCAAUAUAUCAAACUGUUUGUGAGCAAUAUCAAUGUAUUUUAUACUUCUUGUCUGUCUUUUUAAUGUACUUUUAUAUACAUAUGUGGGCAUUCUUUGUUAACAUUAGUCUAUUUUGUAGUGCAGAUGCUGAGCAGUCCUUUUAUCCUGUAGAAAAUUAGCCAGCAUUAUUGUGCCUUGAAUGAAAUGACCUGAUUUAUGGAGAAACUCGUGCAGAGUUGGCUAGUUUAAAGUGACAUGUACAUAACAAACAGUUUAAAGCACUUAUUUGGUAUACAGCAGGAGCUUUCAGUAUCAGAAUGGACAUUAUGAAUCUGUGAAACUUGAGUCAUCUGUCUCCUCUGUCUCACAGUUGUGUUAUAACCAAUUUAAUGCAUGCAGAUUGUAAUUUUAUUGUGCCUACAAUGUGCCAGCAUGUCGAGGCUUCACAAAAGCCUCUAAAUUUGGGAAUUUGUUAACAUAACAAUGUAAAAUAAACCAGUUUCAUUGGCAUAUACACUGAAAAGAUCUUUUCAAAAUGUUUACAUGUGUAAGUUUUGACUUUGUAAAGAUAAAGAUCACGUUUUUAAAUGUCGUGAUUUCCCGUAGGUUAUAUUUUAGAUAAAAUUUUCCACAGCACCACCAGAUUCGAGGACUGUCAUCAAACUUUUUCCACUACUUGGCUGAUUUUUUAAAAUAAAGCUAUUGCAUAUUAUUGCAUUAUCGCCUACAGCAUGCAAAUGCAUCUGCAGUGCUGGUUUGAAAGUUGCUCCAAGUGUUAGACUUGUCACUCUGCCAGAUGAGUGAAAUACAAAGCAAAAAUGAAAAGGAGCAGACUUCUAUUCAGAAGCUGCAUCGUAAUCUAGAUCACAUGAGGGCUACUAAAGACUAAAGGAAUGUGGCUUGAGCAAGGACAGGGGCUACACAGAGGGUACGACCAAUGCCACCUAGGGAUACAAUGUUUAUUAUAAUUGAAAUAAAGUAUUCCCCUAAAAAAAUGUGCCAAAUACAAAAAUAGCAGUGACAUUUAAUCAAAAUGCUAAUGAAAAGGAAAAAAAGUGCCACAUGCUCCACUAUCCACAAGGUAAACAACAAGCUUGAUAAGAUUGGUUGAAAUGAGUGCAGGGUGAAAUGCAGCCUGUCUCCCAGAGCUGCCCCAAGCCUCAAUGGGGCCCUAAGCAAAAUGUGAUUUUGGGGCCCUCUAUUUCUGCCAAUAAUAUUGAUUGUUGAUCAUUCACACACCUUCACAAAUCUCUUAAACAUUACAACAACUGUAUAUACAAUACUACUCUUGCUGUCUCCGUUUCAAAACCUCCCAGCAUGUAGGUGGCACUGUGGCUACCAAUGAAGCUCAAAUGAAUAGGGGGAAGCCCGUACUCGAAGUUGUACGCAUGCGCAUCUAAAGUCUACGUCAGCUCUUCUUCACUAACAAGCAGCCCGAAAGCUACGUGGCUCUUAUUCCUCUGACCGUCUUCGCAUCUGACACGACCUCAGACCCAGGUAAGAAGAGGACCAUUUACCAAAUUUUCUUAGAUUUUUGUUUUAAAUUAAUGUUUCAUGCCUUCUUGUGAGCCUUUAAAACGUUGAAUUUCCAGUUACGCAUACUUACGUCGACCUAACGUAAGAUUAGCGUUAGCCUACGAGAACAGUGGAGCAGUCAAACACAUUUUAAAACAGUUUUAAUGAUAAUGAGUCUCAUUUUUGUCCUUUAUUUACAAGUUAAUAGGAAAACAAAGGAAAAGGAUUUAGUUUGAUGUGUUUUAACAGUCUCAUUAUUGUUAUAUUUGUGAAAGGUUGACGCUGCUGAAGUCAACGUCAGCACUGAAAAAAGGGUCCAGCUGAUUUUUUUCUAACACAGUUCUGGUUCAUUUCUCUGUUUUCAGCCCGACACCAUGGAUCAGGUUAUGCAGUUUGUUGAGCCCAGCCGGCAGUUCGUCAAAGACUCCAUCAGGCUCGUAAAACGAUGCACAAAACCCGACAGAAAAGGUAGGUUUAAUCACACUCAUUGGUCCACUCUUUACUGGACUAACAGCAGUGUUGACCCAUCUGAACAUCACUACUGCUCAGUCUCCACCCUGGACUUAUCUGUUUAGAUAUUGUGAAUAAUUUAAUGUGUUUUAAAAGUCUUUCUUUUUGUCUCAUCCUCAGAAUUCCAGAAGAUUGCCAUGGCCACAGCUAUUGGGUUUGCCAUCAUGGGAUUCAUUGGUUUCUUCGUCAAACUCAUCCACAUCCCCAUCAACAACAUCAUUGUGUAAGCAGCAAAUACACAUUUUAUUCACGUUUAAACAAAACAUAUGAUGUCUGAUUGAUGUGUAGACAUUUCUAUGAGAGGUUAAUAUGCAUACUUUGAAAAAGAGAGGUUCUGAAUCAGACAGAUUAUACUUAGAAAGUGCUUUUUUUGGACUGGAUGAGUGUGUUGCAGUGGUAUCACAGGGUUUUUGCUGGGUCUGAAAAACACUUAAAAUGUCUGAAAUCCAAUUAUUUGAAUUUUAAGGCCUUAAAUUGUCUAAAAUUCUCUUAAAACCUCAUAAAAUGUCUUAAACACGAAUUUGGAAGGCCAAAUGGGAUGGAAUGUAAAAUGGAUCUUAAAUUGUAUUUAGUGUGGUCUAAAAAAAGUCUUAAAUUGAAACCUCCAGAAACCCUCUAUCAGUGACAGCUCAUCAGAGAGGUGGUGUUCCUAAUCAUCUGGCCGUAGAUCAGAUGCUUUAUUAUCUCAACUUGGCAUUUAACACUCGCAAACUGAGUCUGCAAAAAUCUAGUUUACUGUUAUUUUUGUUAUUUGAACAGUUCUUGAAUUUGUAGUAUAGUUCUUAAAGUGGAGCAUGAGGCCUGUAAUCAUUUGUUGACAUGCCUCAGCUUUCUUAGUGUGAUACAAUCACAUCAAGUUUAUAAUUUCAAAGCAGUGUGUAUAUCACGUAUAAAGGCUUUCACACACACGGGUGACCCAGGUUUCCUCUCAACCUUCCCACUCUCUCUCCCAGUGCUAAAUUGAAGUCACACUGAUUUAUUUUAUUGCACUGAUCAAAAAUGAUUUCUUUCAUCACCCAAACUGACAGUCAUAGUUAUAAAUCUUUGUGCACUGUUUUGAUUCCUCUUUUAGCUAACACUUCCUUUCUUUUUUCUUCUUCUAGUGGUGGUUAAAUUCUUCUUGAACAACAACUGAACAUCAAAUUCUUGGAUCUGGAGACUGUGCUGCAAAGUGUUAUUGGGCUGGUGCGGAUUGGGGAUGAAAGGGUUGACAUUUUUACAUUCUGUGCACGACAUUUAUACUUCUCUAUGUAAAUAAAACUCACAAAUGGAAACCAACAAUCAGAUAUGUGCAGUUUAUUCAAUACACGCUGCUCCCAUUAGUUUGGUUGUUAUUUAUUUUUCUGACUGAGAAAAGCAGAAUAAAUCCAGCAAAGGCACAGAUAAUGUGAAGAUGGUGUACUGUAUUUUUACCUCAUACAUUACAGAUUGUACAUGUUGUUGUUCUGAGAAGUCUUGAUAGAAGAUGCUGAAGGCACAAAGUGGAGGGUGGCACUUGUAAGAUACACUGUGGUGACUUCACUCACUGUAGUUUUCUUUCCUCAAACUGUCACUGAAUACUUAAUAAGUGAUUCAUUUUGAGUUAGAGUGCUGGAUUUUCAUGCACGUGUUAAUAUAGUCACAAUAAUGUGGAAAAAUCUUUGGCAAUAAUUGUAGAAGUUCUUCUCCUGAUUUGAUGAUAUCACUACUCAUAAAAAUGUGAAAACUGCCUCAUGUAAUCUUACUAACAUGUAAAACUAGUGAUGAUCUUGAGAAAUCUCAGCUGUGAAAAGAGUUCAGGAAGGUUGGUGCUCCCUUGUGUCAUUCCCCAUCCUUGUAAAUGCCCAUACUCCAAAGCAGAGGCUGGUCUGUCGUCACUGUGACAGGCUUUCUGGGAUUUCCAGGUGCAACAGGUUCAUAGGCGUUGGAGGUGCUCACCAGCUUCCCAAACUGCAGGACUUGGUUAUCUAGACAAAGACAUGAUUACAGACAGAGUUACAAAGUUGAAUUUGAUAUUGAGUUAAGCUGAUAAUCGGUUUUCAGUCUGGAUAGUGUCUGAGAUUUAUGAGAGGAUGUGGUCUGGUGUCCCGACAUGACCACAACGAGGUGGUCCACAUGACGCUGCUUCACGUCUGACCAAAGCAACUUGGCCCUGACGAAGCAAUCUGAGGCCACGCAGGGUUUACAGCUAAAACCACACACAUUCACAGAGCCUAAUAAGCAGGGGCCCCUGAGCGUACUCCCACGUUGUGCUUAGUGAAGUGCUACCAAAUCCUCUCAAAGAGAACCAUUGAGCUGCCACGAACAGGAGAGGUGACCACUGAGGUGUAGGAGUCACAGUACUUUUAAUGACUGGCACAACGAAGGGGACAAGCUCUUUAAGGACGACAAUGUUGUAGAGUUUCAAAGAAUGAAGCCCAGUUCAUUUGUAAAGUCACCUGAAUAUCAUAGUAGUCGGUUUUUAAUGUUUUGCAGCGGCUUUAGUAUUUACUUUUAUUUCUGGCCUUUUACAAAUGGUCAUUAUCAUAUUACUGUCACUUACACUCAUUCAAAUCUUGUGAAUAUUGUUCUCUUCUUUCUUUCAUUGUUUUGUUUUUGAGUGUGGCUGCUCCACAUGAUUAAAAUCAGCUGGCUAACACUGCCAUCUAGUGGUCAAACCAGGAAACAGAUAUGUGCAGAUUAGAGGGAGCAAAUUCUCCUAUUGAGAGUGUAUUUGGUCAAGAAUUUACGAGUAAUAUGUAUAAACGAGGAUUUGUUUUAGACCCUAAUGUUGAAACUCACUAAGAAUUGUUUUUGUAAUUUAUUGAGUCAAGAAAGUAACAAAAUAUUAAGAAAAAUACAAACCUAUAUUUGCAGAUUUGAGAAAAACAAAACAAUCAAACAUACAACAAUCCUGAAACUCAUGGGGAUGUCGUCUAAUUUUUGUCAGAUUUAUGAUUUAGCUUUAAUCCCCGUGAUUGACUCCCAACCUGUCUAGAGGUUGCCAGCCCUAGCCCCCCUGAUCCUACAGGGGUGGUGGUGGUACAGAUAACGGAUAGAGUAGUGGAUGGAUUUAGCACAAAUCUAAGCCCAUGAACAGCUAUGUGAUUGCGAGUCCAGCCGUCAAUUUCAUCCCAUAUUUCAUUUCUUGAAAUGAAAUAACUCAAUAUGGAGUUAUCAAGCUGCCAGUCAGACAGCUGACAACGCAACCUGGUAUUAGGGAAGUCCAAUCUGGAAGUCGUUCAUAGCAAACUGCUGCUACAAUAUCAGCCAAAAUAGUAACCCCACAUUUUUACCUUACUCUUAACCUUAAUUACAACAAAAUAGAUCAAUUAUUAAAAAAAAAAAAAGAAAAAGAAACAAAUACAUUAAAAAUGUGCAAUUAUUAAGAGCUGUGUAAAGACGAAAACCCUGUCAUGUCAUGAGACUGCAAGCAUGUUUAUCUGUUAAAAAAGGGCAUUUUAACAAGAGCUGUAAUUGAGCGUCAGCCUCUAGUGGACACUUCAGGAACAGCAGUUUCUUUCCUGGCUGCUGCCUUACUGUUACAUGAUGUUGCUCCUUGUUAUCGAUUCUGUGAAUUAGCCUGUGAGAGACAGAGACCCUCACACCUGAAAAGACUUUGUUUUUGAUUCACAUUUAUAUGCCAGUUUUAUUUCAAAGUCUGCAGAAGAUUAAAAAUAAAAUAUUUCUGAUUAUAUCUGGCAACACACAAGUCAGCAUAUCUAUAAUUCUGCUUUCUUCACAGUCAAAAAAGGCGCUUUUGUGGCUCUAAUUCAGAGCAGAUUUUCUCUGAAGCGUACAUGUUUAUGUCUUCUUAUGAAGCACUCCGCCGCUCAGCUCUCUCACCCCUGGCUGCUGUGAGCAUUGACUUUACUUUUCCCAGCCAUCUUGAUCUAAUUAUCUGGGCUGCCUGCCUGGUGUCAGUGGGCCAUAAGCAGUGUUUGAAAUGAGUUGGAGGAUUAGCGCUUUGAGUGGCACAAAGCACAGCUGUAGCUAGGUGGGCCUGAUGAGGUUGUGUUUCCUCCCGUCAAUCAUUUCCACCCCAUUAGCGACUCUAUUUUAUUUUCAUUUGUGGGACAGGCAUUGCCAUCUGCUCAGCAGAAUACAUUGUUUCUGGACGAAUGACCUUAAAAGGCGCCAGCUUGUUUCUUCAUUUCAUUCAAACACCAACAGAGUGUACACUAAUAGUCAAUUUUAAAGUUUGUUGGUUAUUGUUGAUUAGUAUUGAUGUACUCUAAGUCUCUUGCACUAAAUCUACAUGAUUAGAUCACUUUGGCUCUAAUAGGUAGAGACCACAACUAGCAUGAUUCAGACUUAUUUCAUCAUAUCCUCUAAUAUGUUGAAUUUAAAGAAAUAGUUCUGGCUUAUUGAAGUAAAGUUGCAUGACAGUGGUUUAACUGUACACUGUAUUCUGGAUAUUUUGAUUUUAACAGCCCUUUCUUUAAGAACUAUAUUCUUAUCUACUCAGUGACCCUUUUGGUGAAGACAAGGGGAUAAAUCAAUGAUCAUAGAGGAAUAACGAACAAAAGAGACUGUCUGACAAAGACUUGGAAACUUAAGUAGUUGGUUGAUGUUUUUAUGCAUUUGUUAAGCUCUAAAAUUCCUGGUGGUUGGGCGCAGUAGGGUCAGAGUUAACAGACAUUUGAGCAAGAUACUCAGAAUUAAAGGGAUAUUCUGGCAUAAAACUAAUUUAGGGUCAAACACACCGUAACACAGAGUUAGACACCCCCUCGGGAGAUAAGUGUUGCCGACUGCUUGCUUCUCUAGUUAUACCAACUUUAGUUACGACCGCACGAUAGCAAUACACAGCGACCUGAGGAGCCACACACAAACCUCAACUGACACGCCACUCUAUAGCCACAAAUAAUGCUCAGAACAGCACCUGACUUGGACUUGUAUAGAGACUAAACAUAACUCACCCACUCUCUUCCAGCAGCCGCUUGUUUGUAGCGGGCUCUCAGGCCAGUCCAUUACGGACUGCUGUGGGGUGACACAGCUCAAGGAAGAACAUUUAUAAUCAUAUCCUCAUGGAAAUGUAAUCAGACUGAGACACUAAGGCAGAAGAACCCACGCGUCUGCAGUGAAAAAUGAUUAAUAUGGUGAUUAUUACUUCAAGGAAAUGAUAAAGAAAUCUAAUCCGUCUAACUCAGUGUUACAGUGUGUUUGACCCUAAAUUCAUUUUACACCAGAAUAUUCCUUUAAUAUUUCUGGGCCUAACAAUGAAAUACAACUUUCUAAUACAGCAGAGAUUGACUAAUUAUUAAAACCCGAUUCAGCUCAGAAAACACCUCAAACAUCACUGUAGUUUGCACACUAUUAACCUAAAACGGUGCCUGAUAAUUGCAUUGUUUCAACAUCUUCCAGAACGUGCACGACAGUCAAAGCAUUACAUUUCAAGAACUAUAUGAAUAUGCAAAAAUAAUCACUUCAUGCAAAGGCAAAAUUAAACACAAAGCAAUAAAGACAGCGAAGAACGAGGCGAAUCAUUUGUCCGCAGGCAGCUGCACGCACAUCAAACGUACAAAAAGCAGUUUUCUGCUUCAAAGACUGCCACACAACAGGCUUGAUAUUAAGCAACAGUGACUCAGAAUGGGGAGGAAAAUAAGCUCCAUGUGAAGCUGAGGGUUUGUUGUGGAGUCAGUACACGGCACAGCUACCACGCUAUGGGUGGAUGAGAGUAAUGUCCGACUGUGUUUAAGUGCUGCCCUGAAGUUUUUGCUCUACAGGCUAAUGUAGAAAACACCAGCUGAGCCAUGAGGGCUGCCUCAGAUCAGGGAAAACAGAGGGGAAGAGGGCAGUUAUUGGACUGUAUUCUAACAUGGACAGGGAGCUCUUCAUCUCCUUGAAUUUAAAAGGUGAUGCCAAAAUAUUCCCUUGACAGGGCUGACAUAUUACUCUGGUGAAUUCAAGGCAUGUGCAGAAGCAAGCCAGCUGGAGGAGCUGUAGAUCUCACAUAUCUAACACCAAUAAAACAGAAAAGAUCCUUUGAUGUUAGAGUUUUUCACCAUUUCUCAUGUUAUUUGCUACUCUGGUAAGAACAUUGCAAGAGUCUCAUUGGUCACCAAAGUUGUCCUUCAAUCUUGUCCCUGCAAACAGAACUAAUAAACAUGUACUCUUAAACUCUUGCACACAAAUAAGCAUGAUAUAACAAAAAACAAAUUUAAGAGAACUUUGAGGUGUUUUUUUAAUUUUCUUAGAGUGGUCCCUGUUCUUUUUUGUUGUAUUAGAGAUAAUCUUCAAGAUUUGUACUGCAACCAGCCACCAGGAGGAGCUCUUAUACUUUUGGCUUCAUUUGGGACAGCUCUUGUUCUGUCCAUGGUUUUCUGUAGUCUAUGGUGCUGGUAUGUCAGUGUACAGAUUUCUGUGAUGAUCUGCAUUGAUAAAUUUUAAAGAUUUUCUUAACAUCAGCUAAAAUGUACUAUCUGAUACACUUAUUUCCAGAAAACAGUGAUUGUUCCUGCACUUAACAAAACCACCACCAGAGGCAGCAGAGCACAACAAAGAGACUACAAAAGUCAUGUGCAACAGGAAAGCAGAGAGGCAUCCACAUUCACUAACACACAUUAUCUCUGUCUGCCUCUUACACACACAUCCAUUAACUAACAUACACACACAUACACACGCAUGCGUGUGCAAGCUCUUUACCGAGUACAAAAGGCUUUCAGAUGGCUUCAUUAGUAAUCCCCUCCUCAAAGCUGAUACCGAUCAAUAACGGCCCCCGUUGCAGAGGGGGCCGAAAUGAGCGUCGCACCCUCCAGUGACAACAAUGGAGAUGUUUGCUGCCUGUAAUUGCAUUUCCAGCGCCACAGCCGAAAGGGCCCGUCAGCUGUAAGUAGACCGUAUUUACACAACAAAUUACCCAGGAGAGAGGGUGGGCGAGGAGAGAGGAGACUCGCAGGCAGAUAGCUACUACACACUGCAGCGGACAGGUAGAGGGGGGAAUUAUAUGUGGUUGGGCCAGUUUUGAAAGGGAGAGAGGACUGUUGCUGCUCUAUUUUUGCCUCUCAGAAAAAAAGAAACUUUCAAGAAGUCAUGAAGGUUGCUAUGUUAGGCCUUUUCAAGCACUGAUAAGAUACUAUGGAAGUAUCUGUGCUGUAUCUGUGUACAGUAAUUAAAUAGAGCACAAUAAUAUAAAAGAAUAAUAUAACAAUAUGAUAACGUAUAAUAAAAUAGGUUGUAAUAAAGGUUGUAUUUCCUUGUUUGCAUUCUUCUGAUUAUUAGUCAUUUUUAUCAGAUGUCGAUGAACAUCAAUGUUACGGUAUUAGCAUUAUAUAUCUGCCAUUGGCCAACAUGGUUUGUGGCAUCACCCAUUAUAAAAACUGAUGCUGGACACACCAUCUAACCCCGCCCGAAUAGACAUGCCAGUCAUCUAACCACGCCUCCAUAGAUGCACCAAUCAUCUAACCCCGCCCUAACAGAAAUGCAAACCAUCUAACUCCGCCUCCAAUAGAAAUGCAAAUCAUCUAACUCCGCCCCCAUAGACACGCUAAUCAUCUUACCCUGCCCGAAUAGACACACAAAUCAUCUAACCCCGCCCUGAUUGACACACAAAUCAUUUAACUCCGCCCCCAUAGACACACCACUCAUCUAACCCCGCCCACAUAGACAUGCUUAUCAUCUAACCCUGCACCGAUUGACACACAAAUCAUUUAACUCCGCCCCGAUAGACACGCCAUUCAUCUAACCCUGCCUUAUAGACACGCAAAUCAUCUAACUCCGCCCCGAUCGACACGCCACUCAUCUAACCCCACCCCCAUUGACACGCCAAUCAUUUAACUCCGCCCCCACAUCAAAGAGAGGCCAGAAUGUUUUGUAAGUGCAGAAAAAGUUUUGUAAAACCAAAAGAAUGUUUUGCAAAAAAAAUGUAAAAGCAAAAACUACCUAAUUUUUAAUAAUUAAGUGAUUAUUUAUAUACUUUUAUGUUUACAAUACUUCAUUUAUGUUUACAAUGCUUCCUGGCCUCCUUUUGGAUCCAUAGGUCAACCACUAAACACCAGUUAACCUCAUUUAAAGAAUGAUGGUGUAACUGGUUCAAAAUAGUUUUUUUCCACUUUUCUCAUAAAAUUAUUCAAAUUUUAGUUUUAAGGUAAACUGUCUCUUUGCGAUACAGUCUGGUGUUUGCAUACAUCAGUUCAUCUCAUUUGAAUAGCUGUGAGGCAUGUGCAGAAAUGAAGGAUACUUCUCUACCUCAAGGACUUGCUUUCAACACCAACGUGUUCAGUGAUAACUCUUUGGCACAUGAUCAGAUCUCUCCUGUCUGUUCAGCACUGUAGUUAGAAGUCUCUUUUAUGGACGCAUGCCAAAGAUUUUCAGCGUCCAUGCCUCUGAAUUUCUCCAAAGUUGCUCGUACAUUCAUGACUGUUACAGCAUGUAAAAUUUGCAAACCACAAAAUUCUGUUUUUAUCUAAGUUUUAGACACCAAAUCCAAACUCUCAUUGAAUUGGUGUUGUAUCCAAUCAUUCGUAUCAAUACAGAGACAAAGUGGCCAGAAAGGGUUAAUCUGCCCCUCUGCAUUAAACUUGACAGUUCCCUCUGAUUAAGAAUUUAUAUGGAGCAUUUUUACUCUGCUUGGGCUUUGACACGCUUCUAAUUGGAUUAACAGACUCUGUGUAAAUACAGCUCCUGUCAUAUGAUACUGAUUGGUAUCAAGGCCAGUAAAACUACUCCUCCAGUCAUUCAGCGUUCUGUUUAUUUAUGCUAAUCUGCUCUAAUCACUUGUAAUGAAGGAUCAAAUCUGGCAAUGGCUGUAAAAUUUGACACUUGACGACUUAAGAACAACACCGAGUAACUCUCUAUGAUCCCAGGUACUCCGGGACAAAUAAACAGAUGAUUUUCUCCGCCCGUUAUACCAGGAUGUGUUUCACAUCACUCACAUGUCCUCUUUUAACCAGACAUGUCAUCUGAGGGCAAAUUGAACUCAUUCAGUCAGAGGGAAAGAGCCUCCACUCCUUCAGAGCAGCGUGCUAUCAAAUUUUAUCACGCUUCACAGUUCGAGAGAGAAAAUCAUCUUCUAUAAAUCAUGUUUGUUCAAUACUGAGCUGUCCAAUUACUGAAAUGAGGGGAAUGCAUGACUGUGCUUCGAGGAGAUUCUUCUGUUAUCUCACCACCUGCUGAAGGCUACUGUAAAUUAUUGAAAUAAAUGGACUUGUUCUUGUUUAAAGAAAGACAUGAGAUUACUUAAAAGCACAGGAGUAAUAAAGAUAUAUUAUGAGGGCCUUGUGCCAUCUAAGGCACCAAACAGUCUUGGAGUAAAUGGAAAUGAUUGAAGUUUGCAGACCAAUCAAGACUUUGGUUAAAGCAACAUUUUAUCUUCCUCUUCCAGAGGACAAGUCUUUAUUUUGUUAACUUUUUCAUUUAUAGGUAGAUUCCAUAGACUGUAUAAUGGAUGCUGCCGUUUUAGGUCAUAAAUCCCGCCUUCUCCAACAAUCCCUAUGGAGUUGUGGACAAAGUUUAGAAAUUUAUUACACAGAAGAUGAAUUUUUCUCCUCCUGCUUGCGAUGUUGACAUGUAGUUACUGUAAGACUGGUUUGUGCUCAAGUCCUCUUUUUUUUGUACAGCUCCAUUUUUAAAAUUAUUCGGGGGUUCAUGUUUUCUAUGAUUGACACUUGAUACAGCCUAUGGGCCCACGAACAUUGCAUAGCUCACCCGGGGGCGAUAUUUUUUUUUUGUAGGAUGGUAGGAGAAAGUCCCGCCUCCUUCGCCUCUGAUUGGCUAGAAAAGCUGGAAACGUCAUCGCAUGCUCAAGCCAAACGCGGGCUGUCGGCUCUGUACAUCCAACAGAACAUUAAAGAACAUUAUCACACUUCUGAAUCUCCUAACCCUAA
Messenger RNA from Xyrichtys novacula (pearly razorfish), 19632 nucleotides. The record is from the annotation of a GenBank genome assembly. Lineage: Eukaryota; Metazoa; Chordata; Actinopteri; Labriformes; Labridae.